CGCUCGCAUUGUACCGUGAACGCAUCAGCAUGUGCAAACAACAAGCUAAGUACCCGACAGUAACUGAUAACCGUUACAGGGAUCACCUGCACGAGGACACUAGCGCCACGCUCUUUUUUCUUUUUUUUUAAACUAAAGAAACGUUUAUUUCUACAGCAGUAGUUUAAGAAAAACCACCCAUGACCUUUCACCUUUUACAGCGUUAGUUCGGAGCAGAGAAUGGGCGGAAGACAUGAUCCACCUUGUCGCGGAGCGGGCCGACGGAGUUUAACAACGAAGCAGCGAGCGGGCGGCGGAAGGUGAACCCGAGCUACAGGUGUGAUGGCAGUUGGAGGGCUGACGACCGCAGAUGCGUGGCUUUAGGGGUGCAGCGCUGCUCUAGCCGGCACCAUGCAGCAGAAAGGUGCGAUCAAAAUUAUAGAAUGGGAGGACCUGGACAAGAGGAAGUUCUACUCCCUGGGUGUGUUCAUGACCUUGACAACCAGGGCCACCGUCUACCCGGCCAGCCUCAUCCGCACCCGGCUCCAGGUGCAGAAGGGGAAGGCCCUUUACUCCGGCACCUUUGACGCUUUCUGCAAGAUCCUGCGAGCCGAGGGCGCGCGAGGCCUCUACCGCGGUUUCAUGGUCAGUACGCUCACGCUGAUCUCGGGACAGGCUUAUAUCACCACCUAUGAACUCGUGCGCCUGCAUGUGAGCCAGUACUCGCCCAGUAACACGGUGAAGUCGGUGGUGGCCGGAGGGGCAGCGUCCCUGGUGGCCCAAACCAUCACGGUGCCAAUAGACGUGGUGUCCCAGCAGCUGAUGAUGCAAGGACAGGGGGAGCACCUGACCCGCUUCAAGGCCAAACCCAAAAUGAUGCUCGCGACAACCAAGCGCAGACUGAUUUUCGGGCAAAGCCGCGACAUCACGGUGCAGAUAUUCGCAGCCGAUGGCUUUAAGGGGUUUUACAGGGGCUACGUGGCAUCGCUUCUCACGUACAUCCCAAACAGUGCACUCUGGUGGCCUUUUUAUCAUUUGUACACAGAGCAGCUGUCCUUGUUGGCGCCAAGCGAGUGUCCCCAUCUAAUUCUGCAGGCUUUGGCGGGACCAAUGGCGGCGGCGACCGCCUCCACCAUCACCAACCCCAUGGAUGUUGUUCGCGCUAGAGUACAGGUGGAGGGGCGCUCGUCUCUCAGAGAGACGUUCAAGCAGCUGCUGGCGGAGGAGGGCGUCUGGGCGAUGACCAAGGGGUUGUCCGCCCGCAUCAUUUCCUCCAUGCACACGUCGGUGCUCAUCGUCGUGGGAUACGAGACUCUGAAGAGACUGAGCCUGCGAGACGAUCUGGUGGACUCCAGACACUGGUGAAAGGCCAGAAGGGAACCAGGACCGCCUCGUGCCGGGCUUUGCGCGCACACACACACACACACACACACACACACACACACACACACACACACACAGCAGGGCAGGAACAUUUCACGCACCAGCCUAAGAUUGUCACUUGAUGCAGCUACAGUUCACAAUCCAGCUAGGUUCAGUUUUGUUUAUAUAAAUAGUUACUCUGCAAUUAAUCACAGUACGUUUUGGUUUUUAUAAGAGAGUUUGUGACAGAGCCAGUCAAAUGAUUUUUUUCAAUAUACCAAAAUCUGCACACACAAAUGCCGUCUCUGCUCGUCUUGAGAAGUUUGAUUUCUUAUGUGCAUUCCAGUGAAAAUGUUGUGCAGAGGUGUGAACCACCUGUUCAGGAUCUCACCUUUCUUUUAAAUUUUUUCUUUUAGUUGAGGCAUAAAUUAAGUAAGAAUAAGAUUUGUUAUUUAAUGAGAACAAUACUGAUUCUGUACAUCUUCCAAAUGUAAAAAAAACUUCAGUUAAACUGCCAAAAGAAUAUAUAUUUAAAAAAAACAAUUUCAAAAGGUCUUUGUAACCUAAAACCUUUCUGUAAUAUAUGAAUCCGUGUCACGUGAUUUUAAUUACUAGCUGUCUGAAGUCAGGUUUGAUUUAAUUGUACUAGAAGACAAGUCUUUCUGCUUCUUGGCGUCUGUGUGAAUGUAAAGUACAAAACAACGUGGAGCUUGAGAUAAAGAAAGCUACAGGAUCAAAUCGCUUAACAAAUUAUUUACAGCGCUCUGAUCACAUCGGCAACUGUUUGGUGGCCGGACCGAAACCACUGGGAGAUGGUUUGCUUAAAGCUGACACACCAGCAGACACGAAUGAACUUCAGAUUUCACUUUCACAGAGCGUGAGGUGCAUCAACAAGGCCGUGUUUAGACACGACUAUUACUGCCAGGGAUCUCAGUGAGGUUUGACACUCUCUGCUCUUUCUUUUGCAGUUACAGUUUCUGAACUGAUGUGAUUUGAUUCUGAAAAGCAAAUGUAAAAUAGACCUACCUGUGCUACACGUGUAUUUACCGACUACCUGCUUGCUGUGUGCGCAGUAUCAACAAAUUGUUAAAAAGUACAGUUUAAUGCGUUUCAAGCUUCAAAGUUAAUAAAGAAUUCUGAAUCACC
This is a messenger RNA of Cyclopterus lumpus (lumpfish), 2487 nucleotides long. RefSeq names its product solute carrier family 25 member 44a (gene slc25a44a). Bases 391 to 1344 code for a protein of 317 amino acids. The record is from RefSeq and is a predicted model, not a curated record. The transcript is spliced from 4 exons. Gene Ontology annotation, biological process: transmembrane transport; branched-chain amino acid catabolic process. Gene Ontology annotation, cellular component: mitochondrion. Gene Ontology annotation, molecular function: branched-chain amino acid transmembrane transporter activity. Lineage: Eukaryota; Metazoa; Chordata; Actinopteri; Perciformes; Cyclopteridae.